This is a messenger RNA of Myotis myotis, 2536 nucleotides long. It is a transcript of the gene TMEM250, whose product is annotated as transmembrane protein 250. The record is from RefSeq and is a predicted model, not a curated record. The transcript has 3 exons. The coding region runs from base 423 to 899 and encodes 158 amino acids. NCBI's taxonomy places the organism in Eukaryota, Metazoa, Chordata, Mammalia, Chiroptera, Vespertilionidae.
CCCCGAACUGGGGGCAGGAGGCGCUCGCGGUGUGGAGGGGGCGGAGGGCGCGAGGGCAGUGCUACGGCGGCCGCGCGGGGCCAAACGCCGCCGGGCGCGGGAGCCCUGGCCCUUCGGGGCGGGUGGGGACGCGGGAGCCGCCAGGCCCGCAGCCACCGUGCGUGGGCACCAUGCGGCCGCCCUGCUCCGGGAGCCCCGAGGGACCACGGAGCCCGCAGGCCGGGACGCCGGCGCGGAGAGGGCACCCGAUGUAGGCAACCUCCGAUGGCGGUUCCCACGUAACCUGGAGCCACUGCCGCUUCUCUUGUCCUCGAGGCCGGUCUGCACGCCCCGCGUCCUGCGGACACACCAGCAGGCGGUUGCCACACCUGCCAGGCAUGGCCCACGCCUCCCCCGCCGCGGGCUCGCAGGCCUAGGUGCCCAUGACGCUGACCACCGCCUGGACGCUGCGUCUGCCGCCAGCUAGCGCCGAGGCCCCGAUGCCGGUCAUGCCCAUCCCCCGGCGGGUGCGCUCCUUCCACGGCCCGCACACCACCUGCCUGCACGCGGCCUCCGGGCCCCUCCGCACCUCCCGCCUGGCGCGCACCAAGUACAACAACUUCGACGUGUACAUGCGCGCGCGCUGGCUCUACGGCUUCAUCCGCUUCCUGCUCUACUUCAGCUGCAGCCUCUUCACGGCCGCGCUGUGGGGCGCGCUGGCCGCGCUGUUCUGCCUGCAGUACCUGGGCGUGCGCGUCCUGCUGCGCUUCCAGCUCAAGCUGUCGGUGCUGCUGCUGCUGCUGGGCCGCCGGCGCGUGGACUUCCGCCUGCUCAACGAGCUGUUGGUCUACGGCAUCCACGUGACCCUGCUGCUGGUGGGCGGCCUGGGCUGGUGCUUCAUGGUCUUCGUGGAUAUGUGAGCGCCCGCGGCCUGGGCCGGGCUCGGUUCCUGCGACCAGUGGGGCCGAUGCCUGCGGCCGGCCGCUUCUUGACCAGGUAGCUCAGGGCCUUGUCUUUCACGCUACGUCCAGUAGCUGGUUCUCUGCCCAGGAGAGGAAUGGGCUGUGACUUCUGUGCAUGGACGCUGCGCCCUCCCGUCCGCUGACCCUCCUGUGUGUGCAUUCAGGGGCACUCACCCUUGGCCACCCCCAUGGCUCCAGCCCGCACUUUCCCAGACCGUGCUUGGGGGUGGUCACGAUCAGUCUGUACUUGGAGAGCCUCUGUGUCCCGUCCACUCCCCAGGACACAGGCGUCCCCAGUGGUGUAGGGGUGUGCUGCCCAGGAACAAGUCUGGAGGGGUCUUCCUGGACUCGCCCCGGCCCCAGCCGUAGGGAAGCAUCAGGUCCAGUCACCACACUGCCACAGGGCCGCCCCGACAGCACCCUGAGAGUGGCCAUGUUGCCUAGUGACCACCAUGGGGUCUGAGUCCCGGCCAGUCUUCAGGGCCUUGUUUGUGCAGGCGCAGUCCAGCAGGGAGUCAGGCCCCGGCAGGUGGGAGACUGGGCUCUGGCCCCGGGCAGAUCCGUCUUCCUCCUGGGCAGGUCGGGGAGUGUCAGGCCCCUUCACAUGUGGGUUUCUGGGGAGGCACCUCAAUCCCUCUCUGGCUCUGGGGCUGCUUUUGGUCAGAACACAGAAUGGGACGCGUGUCUGGAGCAGAUGUCGGCGGUCUCGGGCCGGGCGCUGGGUGUGCCACGAAACGUGGGCAGACCUGUGUUUGAGGCACCACCUAGUGUCGAGGGGUGGCCCGGGGCUGGAUCUCUGGGUGAGAGGCUAGGCGCCCCUUUGCUCCUGCCCCGGGGCAGCUAGAGCAGCUGGGGAGUGGGAAGCAAAAAUGAAUGUCCGCAGGGACUGUGGCCAGGAAAGAGCAAAGGGCAGGUCGUCCUGGGGGACCGUUUUGGUCAGAGAACCACUCCAGAGCCAGCUUCUAUCCCGACCCUUCCUCUGGCCUGCAGCGAGGGGGACAGGGUGGCCAUGUCGCUCAGUGGCCACCGUGGGCCUCCUUGGCCAGUGGGCGGGCACUCUGAAUAAUUCUGCUGGGACAACAGGCAGAGUGGUCCCUUUGACCCUGCCUGGCCAGGGAGGCCAGUGGCCCCAGGGGGACUGUCAGGAGUUAUGUGCCACUGGAAGGAGCCCCAAAUCAGGUAGAAAAAGCAAAAAGCACUUGGCUGUCACCGUGCCCCUCCGUUUGUGGCCGGCUCUGCUGGACGGUGGUCAGCCUGAGGUCAGUGGGAGGCUCCUGGAGGAAGGAGCUGAGGCGCUGACCCUCGGAGACCCCGCAGCACUGCGGAGCAUCUCUUGCACUAAGUCAUGCUGUUCCCUAUAAGCUUUGUUUUGUGUUAAUUAUUCACGCUGCUCACAUCCUUCGAAGUCCCCUGACUGAGGUCGGCGUGAGCACACCAUGGGGAAGGCAGGAGGGUCUGGGUGUGUGCCACCGUGGGUGUCUGCGCGGCAGUGCUAGGAGUUGACACGCUCAACGAGCAGUUGCCCGGGGUCUCGAGUGCCUGUGAAAUUCUUUAUGAAACGAGCCACCUGCAUUAAACUUAUUUUUUUAAUGUGU